UGUUUUUUUCUUUUUUAUUUUAUUUUAUUUUGUUAAAUUAAUUUAAGUAGUCUUGGACUCUUGGUCAUUUUUUUGUGCCAGUUCUUGACAGUUCUUGAUAAGCAUCUACUCAAAACGUACAUUUAUUUUAUUAAAAAAAAAAAAAAUACCAAUUCAUUAUCAGUGAUAACAGAAUUACUAAUUUUAACACAAGGCCAACUUGUUUAUAGUUUUUUUUAUGUUUUUACAAUUAUUAGUCAUUAAUUUUCACGCAUGGCAAGCACAAGGUGUGACAAGAUUAUUUGUGUGACAUAUUUAUUAAAAAAUGAGGAACAGUGAUAAUAUUUUUUUGAGUGAUAAAGCAUGUCCAUCAUCAAUAGUUUUAUGACUCUGUAAAAAAAAAUAUAAAUACCUAGUGUUUAAAAAUUGGAGUUAUUGAAUAAUUAAUUGAACAAUUAAAAUUGGAUUAACAAUGGCGAAAAGUUAUGAAUUAACUUGUGAAAGAAAACCAACAAGAUUUAUGAAAGUACCAUUAAAAUCAACAGAACAAAUUUAUUUGGUAUUUUUAAUACCAGUAUUAUUAAGUUGUAUUGUUUAUAUGUUAAAUUUUGCUGCUGAUUCCGUUGUUGCAUAUGAGCAUUAUCGUGGAAAUAAUAUAACAUGGUCAAUAUGUACAAUUUUAUUUAUUUAUGCACCAGCAAUUGUAUAUUUUAUAUUGACUGUAUCACGUCCAGGCUGGUGGUUGACUGAAGAUCAAAGAACAUUAAGAGGUGUUGUUACAUGGUUUAUUUUACAAAUAUGUCAAAUGAUUGCAUUUCCAUUAUUUGCCAUAUGGAGAUUUAGCCGCCAAAUUGUUGUAAUUGUUGAUGCCAUAUUUUUAAAAGGAAAUGAAAGAGUUAAAACACUCAAUAUUGCAGCAGCUCCAGCAGCAAUUGAACUUUAUUUUUUUCUUCAAGCUUGGUUUCAAGCAAUUCCUCAAGCAAUUCUUCAAGUUCAUCUACUCUUCAGAGAGAGACUAAUCACAAGAUCCACUGGUUCAAUUAUUGUUCAAGUACUAUCAAUAUUCAUGUCAAUAAUUGUUAUUGCCAUACAAACAGCAUUAUUCCAAAGAUUUGAAAGUCAAAGAAUUAGUGGUAGAAAAUUACCAUGGGCAAUGUGGUUAAAAAAAUAUCGUACUGAUGAAUUUGGUAAUAAUGAUGAAAUAAAACCACUUCAAUCAAUUGUACAAUUAAAUCAAUUAUCUGAAAUUAAUCCAAAUGGUCCUGAUGAUAAAAUUGAAGAACAUACUGAAGCACCAAGAUUAACAUUAGAACGACAAGUAUCAAUGACACCACCAUUACCACCAAAAAAUGCACAAAUGCUACCACCACCAGCACCAAUACGUGGAGUAACAAGUGUUGCAUCAUUACCACCACCAGAUAUGUUUGCUCCACCACGUCCUGAUACACUUAUUUUUGAUGAUGAUCAUAAUAAUACAACCACCACCACCACCACAACAACAACAACAACACCAACAAAUAAUAAAAUAACAACAAUUGAAACAAAUAGUCAAACAUCUGAAAUACAUUGGAGAGAUAUUAAAGUACCACAAAGAAAAGAUUCAGUUAAAGGAAUGGAAGAAGAUGAUCCUGUUGGUAAAUUAAUAGCAUUUAUAUGGUGGUUUUUUUUUAUUUUAGCAAGAAUAUUUGCAAUUGCAUUGUUCUAUGAAUUUCAUCCAAUUUGGCUUGGUGGAAUUAUUGGUAUUCAUUAUAUUGUAAUGCUUGGAUAUUUAUUUUAUCAUGCAAAAGAUUAUAAUAUUACAACAAUUUUUGUAAAUUUAUGGCUUGGAUUUGUCUAUAUAUUUGUUCUGGUUGAGUACAGAAUCAAAUUUAAAUAUGCUGAUAAAGGUUUAUUUUUUUAUUAUACAUUUGUCAUCAUUCAAAAUGUCAUAAUGACAUUGACAUGGUUUAUAUUUGAUGAAUAUGAUGGCUUUUGGUUCAAGUAUAUAUUUUAUACAAUACUUGCAAGUAUGGUAUUGUGUAUAACUUCAACAACUGUUUAUCAUGUGCUAUUUAAACCUGGAACAAGAAGAGUAUUUGCUAGUGAAGAUAAUAAACAUCAAAAAUCAUUAAAUACUGGAAAUAUAUAUUUUUCAGAAUAAGUAUUAUCCUGUUUUUUUGGAUAUCAUUAUCGACUGAAUAUUUAAUAUUUAAUUAUAUGCACUUUUGCACAAUGAUUCAAUAAUAACUAAUUUUAAGAUUAAAAUAUAUACAAUGUAUAUUAAGUCACAAAAAAAACAAAACAU
Messenger RNA from Aphidius gifuensis, 2263 nucleotides. RefSeq lists its product as uncharacterized. Gene Ontology annotation, biological process: apoptotic process involved in development; engulfment of apoptotic cell; phosphatidylserine exposure on apoptotic cell surface. Gene Ontology annotation, cellular component: plasma membrane. Bases 452 to 2119 code for a protein of 555 amino acids. Lineage: Eukaryota; Metazoa; Arthropoda; Insecta; Hymenoptera; Braconidae. The record is from RefSeq and is a predicted model, not a curated record. The transcript is spliced from 4 exons.